GCUGAGAGGCCGGCGGACGCACCCGCCCGAGGGAGCCCGCCGCCGGCCGGACUUGGCCUCGCUCCCGGAGCCGGGCGGCAGUCGCGGCGGCGCAGCCUGGCUGCAGGAGCUGGGCCCGCUUGAGCGGCGGCGGCCGCGAUCGGAGCGGCGCUAUCGGGGCGGCGGCGGGGAACGGGCUCCGGGCGCCAGGCAUCGGGCGGGCGCCGGGGCGCGGCGCGGCGGGGAAGAUGACCGUGGGCUCCGGCGUGCUCCUCGUGCUGCUCUCGCUCUCCGGCGCGCUCCGGGCCCACAAUGGAGAUCUUGCAGCCAGGGAGACCUGCAAAGCUGGAUUCUCUGAAGAAGAUUACACGGCAUUAAUCUCCCAAAAUAUUCUGGAAGGAGAGAAGGUCCUCAAAGUCAAGUUCAGCAGCUGCCUGGGGACCAAGGGGACACACUAUGAGACCGACAGCAUGGACUUCAAAGUCGGGGCUGACGGGACGGUCUUCGCCACCCGGGAGCUGCAGAUCCCCUCCGAGCAGGUGGCCUUCACCGUGACCGCGUGGGACCGCCAGACGGCCGAGCGCUGGGACGCCGCGGUACGGCUGCUGGUGGCCCAGACCUCACCCACGCGGUCCGGACACAAGGAGACGUCUAUCCAGGUGCAAGCCCUGCAGCAGAGGGUCCCGGGUCCCAGGUCCCUGCCUGUCUCGCAGUGGGACCCGUCACCUACACUCCCGUCACCAGGAGAGAAAGGAAAGAAGAGUGCACCCCUGGACCCUGUCCAGCCGCCAAAUGACACACUGUUGCCGUGGCCACAGCAUCAGAGCUCCAAUGGUCUGAGGCGGCAGAAACGGGACUGGGUCAUCCCGCCCAUCAACGUGCCAGAAAACUCCCGCGGGCCCUUCCCGCAGCAGCUGGUGAGGAUCCGGUCCGACAAAGACAGCGACAUCCCCAUCCGCUACAGCAUCACGGGCGUGGGCGCCGACCAGCCCCCGGUGGAGGUCUUCAGCAUCGACUCCAUGUCUGGCCGGAUGUAUGUCACACGGCCCAUGGACCGGGAGGAGCGAGCCUCCUACCACCUCCGAGCCCACGCCGUGGACAUGAACGGCAACAAGGUGGAGAACCCCAUCGACCUGUACAUCUACGUGAUUGACAUGAACGACAACCGCCCCGAGUUCCUCAGCCAGCUGUACAACGGCUCCGUGGACGAAGGCUCCAGGCCAGGCACCUACGUGAUGACCGUCACAGCCAGCGACGCUGACGACGGCACCACGGCCAAUGGGAUGGUGCGCUACCGGAUCGUGACCCAGACCCCGCAGAGCCCCUCCCAGAACAUGUUCACCAUCAACAGCGAGACAGGGGACAUCGUGACGGUGGCGGCCGGCCUGGACCGAGAGAAAGUUCAGCAGUACACAGUCAUCGUUCAAGCGACAGACAUGGAAGGAAACCUGAACUAUGGCCUGUCCAACACGGCCACAGCCAUCAUCACGGUGACGGACGUGAACGACAACCCGCCCGAGUUCACUGCCAGCACGUACGCAGGGGAAGUCCCCGAAAACCGGGUGGAGAUGGUGGUCGCAAACCUCACUGUGAUGGACCGAGAUCAGCCCCACUCCCCGAACUGGAACGCUGUCUACCGCAUCAUCAGCGGGGACCCCUCGGGCCACUUCAGCGUCCGCACGGACCCCGUCACCAACGAGGGCAUGGUCACUGUGGUGAAGGCGGUCGACUAUGAGCUGAACAGAGCGUUCAUGCUGACCGUGAUGGUGUCCAACCAGGCGCCCCUGGCCAGCGGGAUCCAGAUGUCCUUCCAGUCCACGGCGGGGGUGACCAUCUCAGUCAUGGACAUCAACGAGGCCCCCUACUUCCCCUCGAACCACAAGCUGAUCCGCCUGGAGGAGGGCGUGCCCACUGGCACCGUGCUAACCACGUUUUUGGCAGUGGACCCUGACCGGUUCAUGCAGCAGGCCGUGAGAUACUCAAAGCUGUCGGACCCAGCGAACUGGCUGCACAUUAACGCCACCAACGGUCAGAUCAGCACGGCGGCCGUCCUCGACCGCGAGUCUCCCUACAUCAGAAACAACGUCUAUGAGGCCACCUUCCUGGCAGCGGACAACGGGAUCCCUCCGGCCAGCGGCACCGGGACCCUCCAGAUCUACCUCAUCGACAUCAACGACAACGCCCCCGAGCUGCUGCCCAGGGAGGCGCAGAUCUGCGAGAAGCCCAGCCUGAACGCCAUCAACAUCACAGCGGCUGACGCGGACGUCGACCCCAACAUCGGCCCCUACGUCUUCGAGCUGCCCUUCGUUCCAGCGAGCGUGCGGAAGAACUGGACCAUCACCCGCCUCAAUGGUGACUACGCCCAGCUCAGCCUGCGCGUCCUGUACCUGGAGGCCGGAGUGUACGACGUCCCCAUCGUCGUCACGGACUCGGGGAACCCGCCCCUGUCCAAUACGUCCAUCAUCAAAGUCAAGGUGUGCCCGUGCGACGAGAAUGGCGACUGCACCACCAUGGGCGCGGUGGCGGCAGCCGGGCUGGGCACGGGCGCCAUCGUGGCCAUCCUCAUCUGCAUCAUCGUCCUGCUCACCAUGGUCCUGCUGUUCGUCGUGUGGAUGAGGCGGCGGGAGAAGGAGCGGCACACGAAGCAGCUGCUCAUCGACCCCGAGGACGACGUGCGCGACAACAUCCUCAAGUACGACGAGGAAGGGGGCGGCGAGGAGGACCAGGACUACGACCUCAGCCAGCUGCAGCAGCCGGAGGCCAUGGAGCAUGUGCUGAGCAAGGCCCCCGGGGUGCGGCGGGUGGACGAGCGGCCGGUGGGCGCCGAGCCCCAGUACCCGGCCCGGCCGGUGGUGCCCCACCCAGGAGACAUCGGGGACUUCAUCAGCGAGGGACUCCGCGCAGCCGACAACGACCCCACGGCGCCGCCCUAUGACUCGCUGCUGGUCUUCGACUACGAGGGCAGCGGGUCCACCGCGGGCUCCGUCAGCUCCCUGGACUCAUCCAGCUCCGGGGACCAGGACUACGAAUACCUGAACGACUGGGGGCCCAGGUUCAGGAAGCUGGCAGACAUGUACGGCGGCGGCCAGGAGGACUAAGCGGGCCCGCCCCAGACGAGGCGAGAGCAGCGCUCGGACGUACGGGACAGACAGCGGGCCUUCCCGACUCCGCGGCCGCGCCACCCGGCGGUGUGUGAGGGGUCCCCGCCCGCCCCCCGCACGGAGCUGUCUGGCACGAACACUUGUCAGCCCGCGGCCGCCCCCAGCGCGGUAGCUGACUCGGCACCACGGAGAGCAGAGGCACCGUCUGAGCCUGGAUUUCCUGGACAGAAGCGCUGUUUAAAACAGAAUGGAAGUGCCUUUUGGUACAUGCGUCAGAUUCCCUCACACUCAGGAGCGCCCCCCAGACAGUCCUGAGCGCCCCCAACCCCGGCCAGUCCCAGCUCUGAAGUCACGAAUUAAGGAAUUGGGGAGAAUGUCCUUUUUUUCGAUCUCCUAUCAAGAAAAAAAGUGGGUGACGCACUUGACAAAACUGACAAAGAAAAACAAUUUGGGGUCCAAACGCCAUAAGCCUUCCGAGUGCUCACACUUUGCUUGCACAGUUGGGGUCUCCCGGGCCCCCUGGGGGUCCCCGAGGCCGGAGGCCCCACCUUCAGCUCCUGCAGCAGCGAGUCCGCCUGGGGCAGGUCAAGCCGGUGGACCAAAGGCCCGCUGUACAGCUGGGCUUCCACAGAAGCGUGCUGCCCCCGACUCCCAGAUGCUGGAAAUAGCUGGGCAGCUGGGGUUCCCAGCGGCUGUCCCUGAUGCUCCCCCAUCUCUGCCCUUGGCCACCCCCAGGGCCCCCCAAUCAUGAGGCCUCCCCCAGGGCCAACUGUGACCCUGAAUGCCACCCAGGUCCCCACUGCCUUUGGUCCAGGAGAGUACGGUGUCCCAGGACACCACAAGCAAAACCAGCCGGCAUGCCACCAAACCCUGGCGUGAGCCCUCCACCCCUCUAGAUCAGACUCCCGAGGGACCCCGUCAGAGGCCCGGCGGACACCCACCAGUCCAAACCCCCGAAGGCUCUGGACGCCUCUGGCCACCGGCGGGGCGUGCGGACUGCAGGGAGAGCUGACGCUCACCGGGGUCCCAGGAGGCUGGAGACGACCGGGGGGACUGGCGGGCUCCUCCCUGCCCUGCUCCUCUGGACCAGAGUUUCUGAUGCUCGUGAGCUGAUGUGGGCGGCUACGGUCGGCUCCGAGUGCCGGGACAGCACCGUCGUCGCUGUGCCAUCUGUCCCACACGUGCGUCUCACCGCAUCGCCAGAAACAGUCUCCUUUCCUUUGGACCCGUGGCAGCAGCCAGCAGCUGCAGGGCCAGGUAGCUGCUUGAGCUCUCAGAACUGGCCGUGCCUCCUGCGGGGCAGUCUGACUCCCAAGCCAGACUCCCGAGUCAGCUCCACAGUGCAGCAAGGAGCCCCCUGCUGUGUCUGUCCGCGGCUGCGUGAGAAGAGGCGCUGGGGCAGCCCUUCGCCCAGCAUCUCCCAGGACCUCCAUUCUGGGUGUGAAGGCGCCUCAGGCCGGCAGGAGAGCCGCCUCCUGGGGGAUCCUUGCCUGCUCUCGGGCUCCCCAGGGAGGGGCCUGGGCUGCCACUGGCCCUGGGCAGGACUUGGUGUCAGAGCCCCACCUCACACCUGCUCCUGGGGCCAGGGGAGGCCUCGGGAGGGCGGGGGCGGGGUUUCACACGCUCCCCGUGCCCUCCGUCGGGGGGUCUCUCUCCGAUCCACUCCGCAGCCCACAGCCUGCCCUGGUGCCAUGGUCAUCCUCUUUUCUAAACAGCCUCGGCCUCAAAGAUGAGCUUGAGUGGACACGUGCGUGUGCAAUCCACGUGGGUGUGUCCCCCCUGGAUGUCAGGGUUCUUCCCCAAACCAAACUCAUCACUAAUUCCAUCCACCCUCCCGGAGCUGAGCUGAGCUGAGCUGAGCUGAGCUGAGCUGGGGAGACGGGCUCCGGCCUGUGGCCUGAGGGAGGCCCGUGCUGGGCUCCGUCCAUCCUGACCCCGUCCAUGACUCCUGGGGAGGGACGCGUGGACGGAGGCAGUGGUCACCGGUGUCACAUGCCCAUGCCCCUACGCAGACUGCGGUCUCCCAGACGUGGCGGGCGGCGUGGCCUGCCGGAGGGAGGGGACGCCCCCCUGUGAAGCCAUGCUGUGCAAAUCGCUCGGGGUCAGGCGGCCCACGAGGACUGUCCCAGUGUCUGAAGGUGUGGCCAUCCAGGAUUGCUGGUGGUGUCAGGGUUGGUGAGACGUGAGCCGGAACUUUGUUUUUGUUUGUCUCUGGAAAGCUCAUCUCCAGUUGAAGUUCUAAGGGUGACUGUGGUGGGGCCCAGACAGCUGUGAACUCUCCUCACUGGAAUCCCGAGGCCCCCUUUGGUCCCCUGGGCUCACCCCAAGGAUGGGUGUGCCAGGCGCGGCCUGCGACUCGGACCCCUCGGGGCCCCAGGCGCCCUGCCUCCCCCCACCCAGGAGAGCCGGAUGCAGAGUCCGUCCCACUGCCCCCUUCCAGCUCUCUUGCCCCGGCCCCUCGCCUCAUCACUGCCAGGGCCCCUGCAUCUCGCCUGCAUCGCACAGGCCGAGGCUGCGGCAGCCAGCGGGGGACACGUCAACAGAGGGGGUGCUUCUCACACCCAUCCCUGCUUCCAGGCAGCCGGACAGCUGCCCCUGGAGGCUCCCACCCCCUCCCAGAGCUCCGUCCCAACCAACGGGUUAGCAUUAGCUAAACACACAAUCGGCGUCAAACGUCCCUUUUUCGUAGCUUGUAGAUACGACGGGUCCAGAUCAGGACGCGGCCAGCGGAGGCCCAGACUCGGUGCUGGCAAAGCGCUCAGGCAGGUUCAGCGCCUGUAGGGAAUUUCUGUUCUUGUGAACAGGAGACGCCAGCAAGAAUGCCCUGGCCUCGGGCGGUGGGCACCCCCAGCCCAGGGCCACCGUGCCCGUCAGGCCUCAGCACCCGCCACCCCUGGCCCAGCAGGCCUUCCCUUUCCUGCGUGCUUCAGAACAUCCCGGGCGCCUGACCUCCCGCCGCCAACGUGUCAGGGUAACGGCAGCCGUCAGGCCUUCCCUACUGUGAGCACCACCCACACGGGCCUUUGAGAUGACAGCUCUGUUCCCUCCAAGGGGAGCGUCAGGGAGGGGAGUCUCAAUUUCUGUCAAGGCUGAAAGGUGUAACACCAAGGAAGCAAACACAAUCUCCCCCCCGGGGCAUCCUGAGAGACGGUUCCGCGCAACCUGGCGUAGAUGAGACAGGCCCCCCGCAAAGCGGGGCAUCCCGGGGGGGAACCUCUGUGUAUAAUUGGAACGCAUUCUGCUUUUCCUUUCUCUCCUUUUCCCAUUCUAAUUUUUUUUUUUU
Molecule: messenger RNA, 6363 nt
Organism: Globicephala melas (long-finned pilot whale)
Lineage: Eukaryota; Metazoa; Chordata; Mammalia; Artiodactyla; Delphinidae
Gene: CDH4
Product: cadherin 4
Biological process (GO): multicellular organism development; adherens junction organization; calcium-dependent cell-cell adhesion
Cellular component (GO): adherens junction; plasma membrane; catenin complex
Molecular function (GO): calcium ion binding; cadherin binding
Source: RefSeq, a predicted model, not a curated record